Messenger RNA from Corylus avellana, 315 nucleotides. The record is from RefSeq and is a predicted model, not a curated record. NCBI's taxonomy places the organism in Eukaryota, Viridiplantae, Streptophyta, Magnoliopsida, Fagales, Betulaceae.
AUGGGGGAUUCUGAAGAGGAUUGUGAUAUUCAUCAUCAUCCCAUCAUGGGUGAUGAUCAGGGUGACAUUGCUGCUAUGGUAAUGGCAGAUGAUGAUGCAGAGUCAUGCAGCUAUGAUUCCUUUGAUUCUCUUAGAGUUGAUGAUGACCUCGACGAUUGUCAUCAUCUUGAUCUUCUUCAAGCUUCUGUCAAUGAUGAUGAUGAUGAUGAUGCUAAAAGCCGUCGGAAAUCAAGUGUUUCUGUUGAUUCAAGUGACGAGUUCAUGGAUGAGGCGGAGAAGAACAGGCUGUUUUGGGAGGCAUGCUUGGCAUCAUAG